AUGAGGGAUGUCAUGUCGCGUGGGAUGACUGGGGAAGAUGACAUCAUUUUCGACGCGGCGGCAAUAGAGGCCAAAAAGAAAAAGAAGGAGCCGCGGAAUUAUUUGACCGACGGCGCAUUAGAGAGGAUGGAGAGGGGCGAGUCGGUAGCGAGUAGAGCGGGGGAAUGCAAUGACGACGAGGAGGCGGAGGAGGAGGAGGGGAACGAUGGCCGCAGCGAUCCGAGGCGUGUGAAGGAAGGCAACAAGUCGCUUUUCUCACGCAUUCGACACCGUCUGCAGCCACACCGCUGCGGUGAGAAGGACCCAUCCAACACGUUUAUUGCUGAAGUGCGUGGCGUCACGCUCCAUGCGUCGGUGCCACGCCUGUUGACAGCCGACACGCUGGCGGGGUUAUGCAUUCAGGAGGCAUCCGUCCCUUUCGCCACGGUCUUUUACAGCUCGGAGGGUUUUGUUGUCAAGUACGCCGUCGUACUGCGGCUCAGCGACGGCAGACGAUUGGCUGCAGACCGCCGAUACAGCGACCUUCUCUCUUUGCACCAUGUCAUGAAGAAGAUACAUUUCAACAGCGCCAGACGCUCAUUCGUCGGGCAUGUCGCACAAUCGACAUCUGUCCCGCCGUUCCCGCACUUCCCGGGCCGUGGCAUCAUGCGGGGGAGUAAAUAUCCGACCAUCACGUUUCUUCUGCAGCGGCGACGUGAACUGGACGAGUACUUCCGCGUGUUGACAUGUGAAUCGCCUGCGGGUGUGCAAGAGUGCCUCACGUCCUUCGCAGCCCGCGAACUGUUGAUACGUUUUUGCAUGCCCUCUUCAAGGCGGUGUGGAACGGACGACGGGGCGGCGGAGGAGCCUCAUGAGGGGGAUGCUGGCGACAGGAGGAAAAAGAAGGGCGACAGUCGCAAGGACAAGGGAGGGAUGAAAGGGACGCUGCCGAUAUCAACACAUGCAACUUCUUUCUGCCUUCUUGAUGAUGGGUUUGACUGGGAUGCGCUACUGGGAUCCGUGAAGGCUACAGGAACAUCAUCUUUAUUAUUAUUCCCGUCAUCAUCAUCUUUAUCGUUAGAACAUCGGCAAGCUGCCACCAUGAAGCCUAAAUGCACAUUGAAAUCUUCUUCUGCCAUGUCUUUUGAGGUCAAUGAGGGGGUCCUGCAGAUGAACUUGGGUGAUUUCUCUGCGUUAAGGCGAGUGCUGGAGCCCCGAUUGGAGUGCACAGACAACAAUGAUAACAACGACAGCAGCGGUACCUGGAGGGAAGAUGAGCAUCUCGCACAUGCAGGAAUGAUGAGUUUCUUUAAUGCCCCUCAACGUGCCUCUGUGUGUAGAAAUCCGAGAUGGAUUCAGGACGCGUACGGCGUACGGAAGUCCACGACGGAGGACCCAAACACGACGAUGCUUCCGUGCAUGAGCGCCAUACCGACACUUCUUUUUGCGACCUCCCACGCAAAGAUGUACUUUGACGCCAUGAAUCCCCACCGACUGCGGGUGGUGGUGGUGUGCAGUGAGGGACAUGAGUGCAUCACGGAGGUCAUGCGUCGCCGUGAUGCGUUGGUUGCCUUCUACACAGUUGUCGCAGGCCGCCACAAUGUAGACAUGUUGCCGUCAGCGGAGGAAGCAGGCUACCUCUUAAGUGGGUACAGAAGGCAUAAGCGGUGGGGGCCUCUUCUGCGGAUGAAAAUGUUGGGGAUGAAGAGCCCGCGGUGUCAUUUGACGCCUCGCACGUCCUCAUCGAAGAACUCAUCAUCGGCACCGUUGUUGUCGGUUGCGGCGGCACCACUCAGCCUGGCAGCGGAGGCCAAGUGCCACAGGGACGCGGCAGCCGACACGGCCGUCACGAUAACCUCCACACGUACCGAAAAGAGAGACGGGGCCGAGGGCGAUGAGCCUGCGACGGGGCAGGCGUUGAGUCAAAAUUCUCCCUCUCAUGAUCGCCCUGAGGACACGAAACACAAAUGUCCGGAACCUCUUCACACCGAAAGGGACGUCAGUGAGUUGCCUGCUGCCGCUGAUGAUGAUGAUGGUAACAAUGGGGGU
This is a messenger RNA of Trypanosoma cruzi, 2028 nucleotides long. RefSeq lists its product as uncharacterized. NCBI's taxonomy places the organism in Eukaryota, Euglenozoa, Kinetoplastea, Trypanosomatida, Trypanosomatidae. Gene Ontology annotation, molecular function: phosphatidylinositol binding. The transcript has a single exon. The annotation marks the transcript as partial. The record is from RefSeq and is a predicted model, not a curated record.